GACAGCUGGAAAAGAAAUAGUUUCUGUUAAGAAUAACGCAACACAAAACUUCGUGUUCCAUUUUACCUUCAGUUCAUACCGUAACACCUUCAGCUGCUCUUCACCGAAGCACAUCGAGAGAUCCGAGUUCUGUUUCAAAGAUGGGAAUUUGGUUGUCAUGGAAACUGAUAGUUGCAUCGUUUCUUUGUCUGACAAGUUUGGCUUCAUCGUCUGAGCCUCGCGAGGAUAAAACGCCAAUUAAAAUUUCAUCCGUGAAAUUUGAAUCUGUUUGUGUUAAUAUUUACGACAGUCAAACAACUAAAAACAACAAGAAAAUCUAUUUCUACUCGCCGAUGGCUCUGCUAAAUCACCUGAAUGUCAUUUCUAUUAACAAUAAAACGAGCACCCAUGGAACUCUCAGUGUCAGUUUUCGCAUCUGGAAUCAAGAAGUAAAAAAAAAAGUGGUCGAACAACUCAAUCAGCAGUUCCCCAGUCAAACUAUUGAGCCCAGUCACGUGAAAGUCCUUCCUUUCGACAGUGUCAGACUGACCAGCAAAGUGCAAUCUGCUGAUUUCUCACUGACUAAUGAGUGGAUUCUGUAUGACAAUCAGCAAUCACUCAGGUUUACCUUGAUCUGCCCGACACCGGAAGAUUGCGGUCGAGUGAGGACUCAAAUGCUAAAAUUUCCUACACAAUUUGAACAUUUGCAACUUGAAUUUAAUCCUAAAUUGAACGACGGUGCGCUGAAUUUAAAAAACUGGAUAAACAAAAAAAAGUUUAAUUUAAUUUUUGAAUUUCUAGAUGAUUGUGUCAAUGAUGAUGGGGUUAUAUCUGAAGAAAAUAAAUUGCCAGCACAAGACAACAAAGAAACAAUGGCAAAUUUUGAAGCUAAAUUUGCGAAAGAGCUAAUCGCCAUUAGGGAAGAAACUAAAAAGGAAUUUGCAGCAAUUUCACAGAUGUUUUCAGAUAAAAUUAAAGUCACUGAAGAAAAUCUCGCAGUGGUACAACAGAAGUUGGAAAUUACCCAAAAAGAGUUGGAUGCCACCAAAACAUUAUUGACCUCAACAACAUCGAGCACAAAUGCGGAUGCGGUCAUUGCCGAUUUGACAACAAAAUUAAAUGCCCGAACGAGUGAAAUAGUCGACAUUGGUAAAAUGCCAACCUCGUGUGCGGAUCUGCAGCAUAUUGGACAUAAACUGAGCGGAUUCUUUUCAGUCAAAGGAACGAAAAAGAUGGAAAUGAUUUACUGCAACUUUUUUGCCAAUCAAAAUGACAAACAAAAAUGGAUCGGAUACGCCGACGUCAAAUCUGCGCCCGUCCAUUUCUACGUCCAGAGAAAUUCGCCAUUUAACACAAUUAACACUCCGAUUCCGUUCGAUUUGGCGGUGGUGAACGAGGGAAACGCCAUGGAUUUGUCAUCAGGGAAAUUCACGGCACCGCGACCGGGAAUUUAUUUUUUCUCAUUCGCGGGACUGGCGCGUCUUAAAUCUGAAUUAUUGGUUUGGUUUUGGUCUUCUCUUUACUUGAACGGGAAUCGAAUCGGGGAGAGUCAUGUUGAAGAGAGAAACGUUCCCGUUGAUCAAUAUAGUCCGUUGACCCUUCAGUCGACGCUCAACUUGAAAAAAGGCGAUCGAGUCUGGAUGAUGAUUGGUUAUUCUGGUUCAGACUCGUAUUUGGUUGAAUUCGAAGGUGACCACUCGACCCAUUUCACGGGUUUCAUGUUGGAGGAAGAAAUUAUGGCGUCCCUUUGAGGUUCAACUUCAUCGGCGAUCACGAACCGAAAAAUAAAAUGAACGUCGACACGAAAAUUUGGGGAGGAGAAUUUUAAGGGGGAAGGGAAGAUAAUUCAUUCGAUUUUAAUUCAUUAAGGAGCGGGCAUUUCUGUACCAAAAUUGAACUGUGGAUGCAAAUACAUUUAGUGAAUACACAAACCGAAUUUCAAAA
This is a messenger RNA of Daphnia pulex (common water flea), 1923 nucleotides long. RefSeq lists its product as uncharacterized. The transcript is spliced from 7 exons. The record is from RefSeq and is a predicted model, not a curated record. Bases 141 to 1730 code for a protein of 529 amino acids. Lineage: Eukaryota; Metazoa; Arthropoda; Branchiopoda; Diplostraca; Daphniidae. Gene Ontology annotation, molecular function: protein binding.